GCUCUCCGUGUAGCGUUAAAAUUUAUCUAAACGCGCUCGCGACAACACAUUUAUCAACUUUAUAUCCAUCAACGACAAAGUGAAGUUCUAUUCAGAAGGAGACUUGUUGAUGGAAUUUGGGACUUGGUACCCAAGACAUUGAAAAUGUCAUCAAUUCCACCACCUCCCCCGCCUGGAUGGAGCUCUUCUGCGCCUCCAUCCAUGCCUUUGGGCGCGCCACCUGGUGCUCCUCCUCCUCCAGGUUAUCGACCACCGGCGGAUCCACAUGUUGCGAAGUUUGCACAGAAGAAGAAGGAUUGGUUACGAACACAGCGCAAUCGAUUCGGCGAAAAACGAAAGGGUGGUUUUGUAGAAACACAGAAAGCUGAUAUGCCACCAGAGCAUCUACGAAAGAUCGUUAAGGACAUUGGAGAUGUAUCACAAAAGAAAUUCAGCAGUGAUAAACGAAGUUAUCUCGGCGCACUUAAAUUCAUGCCACAUGCUGUGAUGAAAUUGCUGGAAAACAUGCCAAUGCCUUGGGAGUCUGCGAGGGAGGUAAAGGUGCUGUACCACGUCAACGGUUGCCUGACUUUGGUUAAUGAAAUACCAAGAGUUAUCGAACCAGUGUUUCAUGCACAAUGGGCUACGAUGUGGAUUUGUAUGAGAAGAGAAAAGAGUGAUAGACGGCAUUUCAAGAGAAUGAGAUUUCCGCCAUUCGAUGACGAAGAACCACCCCUUUCAUGGUCGGAGAAUAUCGAAGAUGUCGAACCACUGGAGCCAAUUCAACUGGAACUUGAUGAAGGAGAGGAUGCUGCUGUCUUAGAAUGGUUUUAUGAAAAUCGGCCACUACUUGACACGCCACAUGUCAACGGCCCGAGUUACAAGGAGUGGAACCUUACUUUGCCUCAAAUGGCGACUUUAUAUCGAUUGAGUCGACAAUUAUUGAGUGACUUGGUCGACAAGAAUUACUUUCAUAUGUUUGAGUUGAAAAGCUUUCAGACAGCCAAAGCUUUAAAUGUUGCUAUCCCUGGUGGCCCACGUUUUGAACCUCUGUACAAAGAUGUGGAUCCUAACGAUGAAGAUUUCGGAGAGUUCAAUGCAAUCGAUCGCAUCAUCUUCCGAGCUCCAAUUCGAACAGAGUAUCGCGUAGCAUUUCCUUACUUAUACAAUUCACUACCUCGCAGCGUUAAGCUAUCCUGGUUUUCGCAUCCGCAAGUGGUAUAUGUUCGUGCUGAGGAUCCAAGUUUACCGGCAUUCUAUUUCGAUCCCGUUAUCAACCCAAUCUCUUCCAGAUCCGUUGCCCCCAAAAACAUCACUAUCAGCCACGAAGACGAAAUAUUUGGUCCAGGUAGCAAUGAAGAGCCAGAAGAAGACGCUUUCAGACUACCAGGUGAUGCUGAGCCAUUUCUCGCGGACGAGGAGUUAUAUACUAGCGAAACAGCUUCAGCCAUUUCCUUGUGGUGGGCACCUUUCCCUUUCGAUCGAAGAUCCGGUCGCAUGGUUCGGGCACAAGAUGUACCUCUAGUCAAGCAGUGGUAUCUUGAGCAUUGCCCUCAAGGUCAGCCAGUAAAGGUCAGGGUGUCGUACCAGAAGCUUUUGAAGACUUAUGUCUUAAACGAGUUGCACAAGAGGAAACCAAAAGCACAAAGUAAACAAAGCUUGAUGAAAUCGUUGAAGCAAACGAAGUUCUUCCAGCAAACAACAAUUGAUUGGGUUGAAGCUGGACUUCAAGUCUGCAGGCAGGGUUUCAAUAUGUUGAAUCUUCUCAUUCAUCGCAAAAACCUUACAUACUUACAUCUUGAUUAUAAUUUCAAUUUGAAGCCUGUCAAGACCUUGACAACAAAAGAAAGAAAGAAGUCUCGAUUCGGAAAUGCAUUCCAUCUGAUGCGAGAGAUUCUGAAAAUGACAAAGUUGAUCGUUGACGCACAAGUUCAGUAUCGUCUCGGCAAUAUCGACGCUUUUCAACUUGCAGAUGGUAUUUUAUAUGCUUUCAAUCACGUCGGCCAGCUGACUGGAAUGUACCGUUACAAGUACAAGCUGAUGCACCAAAUUCGUUCAUGUAAAGAUUUGAAGCAUUUAAUCUAUUAUCGAUUCAACUCUGGACCGGUAGGCAAAGGACCUGGUUGCGGCUUCUGGGCACCUGCUUGGAGAGUCUGGCUCUUUUUCAUGCGUGGUAUAAUUCCAUUACUUGAAAGAUGGCUUGGAAACCUUCUUUCUAGACAAUUUGAGGGACGCCAUAGCAAAGGUGUUGCAAAGACAGUUACAAAACAACGUGUGGAGUCGCACUUUGAUCUUGAAUUGCGAGCAUCGGUUAUGGCCGAUCUUCUUGAUAUGAUGCCGGAGGGUAUCAAGCAAAACAAGGUUCAAACUGUACUUCAACAUCUUUCAGAGGCAUGGAGAUGCUGGAAGAGUAACAUUCCUUGGAAGGUUCCGGGCUUACCAGCACCUAUCGAGAAUAUCAUUCUUCGCUAUGUGAAGAGUAAGGCGGAUUGGUGGAUUUCCGUCGCUCACUAUAAUCGUGAGCGCAUUCGUAGAGGAGCGACUGUCGAUAAAACGGUUGCAAAGAAGAAUCUUGGUCGUCUCACGAGACUUUGGCUGAAGGCCGAACAAGAGCGACAACACAAUUAUAUGAAGGACGGUCCAUACGUCUCCUCCGAAGAAGCUGUCGCCAUCUAUACAACCACUGUUCAUUGGCUGGAGUCACGAAAAUUCUCACCCAUUCCAUUCCCCAGUGUUUCAUACAAGCACGACACCAAAAUCCUUAUUCUUGCAUUGGAACGUCUUCGUGAAGCAUACUCUGUCAAGGGACGACUUAACCAGAGCCAGCGUGAGGAAUUAGCCUUGAUUGAGCAAGCUUAUGAUAGUCCUGGAACCACUUUAGAGAGAAUCAAGCGCUUCCUAUUGACACAGAGAGCUUUCAAGGAAGUCGGAAUUGAUAUGAACGACAAUUACAGCACGAUCAACCCUGUUUAUGAUAUCGAACCCGUGGAGAAAAUCAGUGACGCCUAUCUAGACCAAUACCUCUGGUAUCAAGCCGAUCAACGCCAUCUUUUCCCUGCCUGGAUCAAGCCUUCCGAUUCCGAAGUCCCACCCUUGUUAACCUAUAAAUGGGCUCAAGGUAUCAACAACCUCGACAAAGUUUGGGAGACUGCAGAUGGAGAGUGCAACGUCAUGAUCGAAACGCAACUAUCUAAGGUGUAUGAGAAGAUUGACCUGACUCUUCUUAACCGUCUACUUCGACUCAUUAUGGAUCACAAUUUGGCUGAUUACAUAUCAUCUAAAAAUAACGUUCAAUUGACCUACAAGGAUAUGAAUCACGUGAACAGUUACGGUAUGAUCAGAGGUCUUCAAUUCUCAGCUUUCGUUUUCCAGUACUAUGGACUUGUUCUUGAUCUCUUAUUACUUGGUCUACAGCGCGCUAGUGAAAUUGCUGGCCCGCCAGCAGGCCCUAACGACUUCCUUCAGUUCCGCGAUCGCGAGACGGAAACGAGACAUCCCAUUCGUCUAUAUACUAGAUAUAUCGAUCGCAUCUGGGUAUUCUUCCGCUUUUCGGCCGAUGAAUCACGCGAUCUCAUUCAGCGUUUCCUGACAGAGCAACCGGAUCCUAAUUUUGAAAACGUAAUCGGCUAUAAGAACAAGAAAUGUUGGCCAAGAGAUUCUAGAAUGCGUCUUAUGAGACAUGAUGUCAACCUGGGACGUGCUGUCUUUUGGGACUUGAAGAAUCGUUUACCAAGAUCUGUUACUACAAUCGAAUGGGAUGAUACAUUUUCAAGUGUAUACAGCCGAGAUAACCCUAACUUACUUUUCUCUAUGUGUGGUUUUGAAGUUCGAAUUCUCCCCAAGAUUCGUAAUCAAAAUGACGAAUUCCCAGUCAAGGAUAGCGUAUGGUCCUUAGUCGAUAACACCAGCAAGGAGAGAACAGCACAUGCAUUCUUGCAGGUUACUGAGGAGGAUAUUGCCAAAUUCAACAAUCGCAUCCGUCAAAUUUUGAUGUCCUCAGGUUCAACCACUUUCACGAAGAUCGCUAACAAGUGGAACACUACCUUGAUCGCCCUCUUCACAUAUUAUCGUGAAGCUGCUGUAUCCACAGUCAACUUGCUAGAUACCAUUGUGAAAUGUGAAACUAAGAUUCAGACCAGAGUUAAAAUUGGCCUUAAUUCUAAGAUGCCUUCUCGUUUCCCUCCUGCGGUUUUUUACACCCCCAAGGAACUUGGUGGUCUUGGUAUGAUCUCUGGAUCACAUAUCCUCAUUCCGACAAGUGAUAAAAGAUGGUCUAAGCAAACCGAUGUUGGUGUUACGCAUUAUCGUGCAGGCAUGACUCAUGACGAAGAUACUCUGAUUCCUAAUAUUUUCAGAUACAUCAUACCAUGGGAAGCUGAGUUCAUUGACUCUCAGCGUGUGUGGACUGAAUACUCUCAGAAACGUCAAGAGGCAAAUCAACAAAACCGAAGAUUGACACUCGAAGAUCUUGAAGAUAGUUGGGAUCGUGGAUUGCCUCGUAUUAACACUCUUUUUCAAAAAGAUAGGAGCACUUUGAGUUUUGACAAAGGAUUCCGCGCACGUACUGAGUUUAAGACAUACCAACUUAUGAAGAGUAAUCCGUUCUGGUGGACUAGUCAACGUCAUGACGGUAAAUUGUGGAACCUCAACGCCUAUCGUACCGAUGUUAUCCAAGCGCUUGGUGGUGUCGAAACCAUUCUUGAACACACACUCUUCAAGGCGACAGCUUUUCCAUCUUGGGAAGGCCUAUUCUGGGAAAAAGCCUGUCUUGCGUGGGAUACGAAACUCUUACGAUACGACGGUACCGACGUCGUCGUUCAGGACGUUAAGGAAGGGGAUCUACUUCUCGGUCCGGACGGUGGACCCCGUCGGGCAUUCAAUAUCGUUAGUGGUAAAGACAGGCUUUACCGAAUCAAGGUUGGUUCACGUAAAGAAGACCUCGUUGUCACGGGAAACCAUAUUCUAGUCUUGCACCGGGAGAAAGGGCACGGCAACGUCUACGACGGACCAUCCGUUGGGGGAAAUCGUCAACGUUUCGUCGAUCAACUCGGUGAUCUGCCAGUACCGAGCUCUAACCCUGCUGAUGCUACACGUCCUAAUAAUCUCACGAAGGUUCGUCCAGACUUCUUAGCAGCUCUAAAGAGUGCUAUUGCUUGGGCAUUGAACGCCGAGCGUGGGAAGAAGGGUGCUGACACUAUUCGCAACACACUCAACGGCACAACCGGGAUCACUUCACGCCAGGAGAGCUAUAUCGUCAACAUUCCCGUUGGAAAAGGCACGAGAGCCGAGUAUGCCACAUUCGCCUGGGGAAACCCAGAUCGGACAGUGAAAGGCCACGCUAAACACCCCCCUGAAUUCUUCCCGACCAAGGAGGAUGCAUUUUCUGCUUCUGUUGCUAAGAGCAGGCAGAUUCAUGACAAAGGUGACGUGACUCUGGCUACACUACGCCGUCGUUUCCUUGACAAAUCCUCAGAUGGGAAAGGGGGGGAACUUCGAAUUGACACAGGCUUGCCUAAUAUGUUCCUCCUUUGGAAUGCAAACGGCGCGAACCUCAAGAUUCGCGUGUAUUGCUCUCGCAACUAUACCAAGUACGGGCGAUCUUAUACAUUUCCAUCUCUACCAGACAUAAACCUGUCUGAGGCUGGUUCUGAUGACUCAGAUGACAACGAAGAGACCGAGAACGAAGACGACGAGACCGAGGACGAAGACGACGAGAGAGAAGAAACAUUGACUCUCCAGAAUUUCCAGAGUACCGCCUCCCGAGACGUUUCCUCCGCCGAACGCUACGACACGGUUCUAAUGACGGCAACCCAAUUCGCAGCACUGGACGAAAACGAGAGAUCUAAAUACAGGCUCUUUCGUUCUCCUGGAUUCGAGUUGCCUGAGCAAGAUGUCCCAGUCAACCCCUACUUUCUUGGUCUAUGGUUAGGAGAUGGCAGCCGUAGCUCAACCACAAUCUUCAGUAAUCACGAGCAGGAAGUAAGGGAGUUUCUCAUUUCUCACGCUGCUGAGCUAGACCUUCACCUCGUUUGGCACGGGAACCUCUCGUAUGCGACUGUUGGCAGGACUCGCAUUGCUAAUAGACCCUUACCGAAAGCCAACAUCGACGUCGUCGAUCGUCCAUCAAGACGCUUUUCUCGACAGACCAUCAAAAAGCAACGCGAGGCUGCAGAGCUACCCUCAAGGCCCGCUCCAGCUGUGGCCAAUUUGAAGCAUGGUCUCAAUAGUAGUGUUCCGAAUUCCCCACAACGUCGCUUACGACAACGUAUCGACGACGUCGAUGUGCAGAACCUUGUCGAUGGUAUGGAUAACUUAACUUCAUCACCUAUUCCUUCGUCACCACCCGUUAUCCCAGCUGAAUCGAUUCCAACUGAGGCUCUGCCACAGCUUAGAUCCGAUAGAAGCAUUAUGGAUAUGGCUGGUCCGUCUGUAGUUCCUGAAGAACCUGUAGAUGUCAAUAACCUGCCCGAGGAUGAGGAAGAUGAGUUUGAUAUGGAUCUUAUUGAGACAAUGAGCGACGACGAGGACGAUGUCACCGAGUACCAAGUUGAAAAUGACGAAGGAUCCAACGUCGGAGCUGGGGAUAGUAAUCUCUCGGACGACUCUGUCUCUCAACGACGAAUUCAUCGCCUGCAAAGUGGACGUCGAGCAUAUGGUGACUUGCAGCCUGAAGAGCAAGACCAGCUCCUGAGUCAGAUAAUCGACACGGUCGAUUCUCCAGUCGGUUCUUCGUUCGAUCCUUCGGUCAGUCAUAAUACAGGCGUUAAUACCCUUCUACGUGCCCUCCAACAUCUCGGUGUCUCUUCUAACACGACUGGAUCCGAGACCGACAAGAAACACAUCCCAUCGAUUUAUAUGAAGAACACGCGCGAAGUUCGUCUCGCUGUUCUUGCUGGUCUGAUUGAUUCUGACGGCUGGUACGUGUAUCCCGAGAAUAUGCUUGGGUUCGCUCAGAGCGAGAUCUGGCAUAAGACUCUCUUCUGGGACGUUGUCGCGCUGGCAAGAUCAUUGGGUCUCAGCGUCUGGACCACGAGACGUAUGAUGUGGGUUCCGAGCCAUUCACGAAAAACUCCUAUGCUCGUAGCCCAGAUGUUUGGCAACGUGAAAGAAGUGCCCUGUUUGCUCCUGCGCAAGAAGGGAUCUGAGCGUUAUAUUCCGCAAAUGCACAGCUUUAUGAUCAAAGACAUCACCCUUGAAUCAGAGGCAACGAAUUGGGCUGGGUUCCGAGUCGAUAAAGACCAGCUGUAUCUUCGUCACGAUUACCUUGUACUUCAUAACAGUGGGUUCGAAGAGUCUAUGAAGUUUAAAAAAUUGACAAACGCUCAAAGAUCGGGUCUCAACCAGAUUCCAAAUCGUCGAUUUACUCUUUGGUGGUCGCCUACAAUCAACAGAGCCAAUGUUUAUGUUGGUUUCCAAGUCCAAUUAGACCUGACUGGUAUUUUCUUGCACGGCAAAAUUCCAACUUUGAAGAUUUCUCUCAUCCAAAUCUUCCGCGCCCAUCUUUGGCAGAAAAUACAUGAGAGUGUAGUCAUGGAUCUGGCACAAGUAUUUGAUCAAGAAUUGGAGCAGCUCGGCAUCGAGACCGUACAGAAGGAGACUAUCCAUCCCAGAAAGUCUUACAAGAUGAACAGCUCUUGUGCUGAUAUUCUGUUGUUCGCAAGCCACAAAUGGAACGUCACUCGCCCAUCUAUUCUCUUUGACACGAAAGAUGUAAUUGAAGCUACCACAACGAACAAGUUCUGGGUAGAUGUCCAACUUCGUUACGGAGAUUAUGAUUCUCACGACAUUGAACGAUACGUCCGCGCGAAAUACCUUGAUUAUACAACCGACAGUAUGAGUAUUUAUCCUUCUGCCACUGGCCUCAUGAUUGGUAUCGAUCUUGCUUACAAUCUCUACUCGGCAUAUGGACAAUACUUCCCCGGUCUCAAGCAAUUGGUGCAGCAAGCUAUGGCCAAAAUCAUGAAGGCAAAUCCAGCUCUCUACGUCUUGCGUGAACGUAUUAGGAAAGGUCUUCAAUUGUAUGCGUCCGAAAGUAAUCAAGAGUUUUUGAAUUCUCAAAACUACUCUGAACUUUUCAGCAACCAGAUUCAACUCUUCAUUGAUGAUACAAAUGUUUACCGUGUUACUAUCCACAAGACAUUCGAAGGUAACUUGACAACCAAACCAAUCAACGGAGCUAUUUUCAUCUUCAAUCCUCGUACUGGACAGCUCUUCUUGAAGAUCAUUCAUACAAGUGUUUGGGCAGGACAGAAACGUCUGGGACAAUUAGCUAAGUGGAAGACUGCUGAAGAAGUUGCCGCACUCAUUCGAUCAUUGCCUAUCGAAGAGCAACCGAAACAGCUCAUCGUUACGAGAAAGGGUCUUCUUGAUCCGCUUGAAGUACAUUUGCUUGACUUCCCCAAUAUAUCAAUCCGUGCCUCUGAGCUGCAAUUACCUUUCCAGGCCGCCAUGAAGGUCGAGAAGCUCGGUGAUAUGAUUCUUCGUGCCACUGAACCUCAAAUGGUUCUCUUCAAUCUUUACGACGAAUGGUUGAAGUCAAUUUCUUCAUAUACCGCAUUCUCUCGUUUGAUUCUUAUCUUGCGUGCUUUGCACGUAAAUCAGGAUAAGACAAAGUUACUCCUUCGGCCUGACAAGACUGUGAUCACUCAAGAGCAUCAUAUCUGGCCCACGUUAUCGGAUGAGGAUUGGAUCAAGGUUGAAACCCAACUGCGUGAUCUCAUUCUGAAUGAUUACGGCAAGAAGAACAAUGUCAACACUUCCAGUCUUACCAGCAGUGAAGUACGUGAUAUUAUUUUGGGUAUGGAAAUCAGUGCUCCAUCGAUGCAACGCCAGCAAGCGGCCGAGAUUGAAAAGCAACAACAAGAGCAACAGCAGCUUACAGCUGUCACGACCAAGACUCAAAAUGUUCACGGAGAAGAUAUUAUUGUCACAACUACCUCGCAAUUUGAACAACAAACCUUUGCAUCGAAGACUGAAUGGAGAACUAGAGCGAUUGCAACUUCUAACUUGAGGACGCGAUCUAACAACAUCUAUAUCUCUUCGGAUGACGUCAAAGAGGAUGAUCACUACACUUAUAUCAUGCCAAAGAACAUCUUGAAGCGCUUCAUCACAAUUGCGGAUUUGCGAGUUCAAGUGGCUGGAUAUCUGUAUGGUUCAUCUCCCCCAGAUAACGAGCAAGUGAAGGAAAUCCGCUGUAUCGUAAUGGUACCUCAAAUUGGUAGUACACGUGAUGUACAAUUACCUCAACAGUUACCACAACACGAGUAUCUAGACCAAAUGGAACCUCUCGGAAUCAUUCACACCGUUUCUGGUAACGAACCACCAUACAUGGCAGCCAUGGACGUCACCCAACAUGCACGUCUCAUGAAUGCGCAUAAAUCAUGGGACAAAAAGACGGUUACUAUGACUGUUUCAUUCACCCCCGGAAGUGUCUCACUAGCAUCAUGGGCGCUCACACCUCAUGGUUAUAAAUGGGGUGCGGAGAACAAAGAUCUCGGCAGUGACCAACCACAAGGCUUCAGCACGAACAUGGGAGAGAAAUGUCAGCUUCUGCUUAGUGACAAGAUCCGUGGAUACUUCUUGGUGCCCGAAACCAAUUCAUGGAACUAUAGUUUUAUGGGAAGUGCCUUUGGAAGCUUGGAGAAGAAGCCGAUACAUGUGAAGAUUGAUACGCCUACGCCUUUCUACAACGACCUACACAGACCUUUGCAUUUCCAGAACUUUGCUGAAUUGGAGGAUAUUUGGGUUGACAAUGAGGACAAGCUUGCUUAGAUUAAUGAUAUAGGGUGUUGAAAAAAAAAGAGAAGCAGAACAAUAUGGGAAGGAAGAUUGGAACUGGAAGGAUGAAUUAAUCAGCGUGCAUCUGUAUCAAAUCGGGCUGGGCAAUGGGCGUUUGAUGCUAACACGCAUUGUAACAAUGUAUAUUUUUUGUAGAUGAAUAAUAUGGUAGCAAAAUGAAAUGAAUUUGAUCAUGCCACGACGAGGUGUUAAUUUUGAGCCUUCA
Molecule: messenger RNA, 9982 nt
Organism: Botrytis cinerea B05.10
Lineage: Eukaryota; Fungi; Ascomycota; Leotiomycetes; Helotiales; Sclerotiniaceae
Gene: Bcprp8
Product: Bcprp8
Exons: 4
Coding region: 145-9750 (3201 amino acids)
Biological process (GO): protein splicing; spliceosomal tri-snRNP complex assembly; mRNA splicing, via spliceosome
Cellular component (GO): U5 snRNP; catalytic step 2 spliceosome
Molecular function (GO): endonuclease activity; U6 snRNA binding; U5 snRNA binding
Source: RefSeq, a predicted model, not a curated record